AUGCACUCAACAUCCCUUCAAAAGGAAAUUUUUGAUUAUGAGGGGCGUGUGCGUAUCGAGAAGCACGCGAGACAAGAGGUAGAAAGAAACUCUCAGUACAUCACGGAGCAUCCGGAGAUAACACCUCUUUUGCAUGACAUUCUGCAGCAUCUCCUUAUUCACAAGCCGGAUGAACCAAUCGCCGCCAUACAAGAAUACGCCCGUGCCCGCUUGCCGCCGGCAAGAAGACAGCAGAUGUAA
Trypanosoma cruzi is the source of this 240-nucleotide messenger RNA. RefSeq lists its product as uncharacterized. NCBI's taxonomy places the organism in Eukaryota, Euglenozoa, Kinetoplastea, Trypanosomatida, Trypanosomatidae. The coding region runs from base 1 to 240 and encodes 79 amino acids. The transcript has a single exon. The record is from RefSeq and is a predicted model, not a curated record.